Molecule: messenger RNA, 2579 nt
Organism: Astrephomene gubernaculifera
Lineage: Eukaryota; Viridiplantae; Chlorophyta; Chlorophyceae; Chlamydomonadales; Astrephomenaceae
Source: the annotation of a GenBank genome assembly
CACUCUCUAGCCAACUAUAAACACAUUAACAGCACAGUUAAGCCUACAGUCACAAGUUCACCUGUGCACUGUCAUUGCGCUAGCGUCAAAGAAUUCCUUCUAGCAUCAGUAAGGCAUCACCGUUCUAUUAGUUCGCUGCAUUAGUGUUAUCAGUACAACUCUCGCUUGCGCUCUACUUUCUUGAGGGUAGUUACAUAUGGCAGUGACGACAGUCGACGCAGUGGUGGGGAAGAGCGAGGCUCCUUCAAAGCCUAUGAAAUAUUUUCCAUACGAGUUGGAUUCGGAGGGAAAGUCCAAGUCGGUUCGGCCAUGGACCUUUACACAGCCACACAUGAUGGCUUUCCAUCUGUCGUGGUUUUCCUUCUUCGUCUCCUUCCUGGCUACCUUCGCUCCUGCAGCAUUGCUGCCCAUCAUUCGCGAUGACCUUUCGCUCACCAAGUCCGAGCUCGGCAACGCAGGUGUCGCAGCCGUGUGCGGCGCCAUCGCAGCGCGUCUCUUUAUGGGCGCCUUUGUGGAUACCGUAGGUCCACGGUACGGCACGGCUGCAACCAUGCUCCUCACCGCGCCCGCCGUAUUCUGCAUGUCGCUAGUAACGGACUUCUCAACCUUCGCGGUCGCGCGCUUCUUCAUCGGCUGCAGUCUCUGCAUGUUCGUAUGCUGCCAGUUUUGGUGUGGAACUAUGUUCAACGUGCGCAUCGUCGGUACGGCCAAUGCUAUCUCCGCCGGUUGGGGCAACAUGGGCGGCGGCGCCUGCCAUUUUAUCAUGCCUCUCAUCUACCAGGGCAUUCGCAACACCGGUGUUCCGGGCUUUCAGGCAUGGCGCUGGGCUUUCUUUGUCCCCGGUGGCAUCUACAUCCUGAAUGCGCUGUCUACGCUGCUGUUGGGAAUUGACCACCCGUCCGGCAAGGACUACCGUGACCUUAAGAAGGACGGCACCCUUAAGACCAAGGGCGCGCUGUGGCCUGUCCUCAAGUGCGGCCUCGGAAACUACCGGAGCUGGAUCCUAGCCCUCACGUACGGCUACUCCUUUGGUGUCGAGCUAACCAUUGACAACAUCAUCGUCGAGUACCUCUUUGACCAGUUCGGCCUCAACCUAACCGUUGCGGGAGCCCUGGGUGCCAUUUUCGGUCUUAUGAACCUCUUCUCCCGCGCCAGCGGCGGCAUGAUUUCUGACCUUGUGGCCAAGCGCUUUGGUAUGCGCGGCCGGCUUUGGGCGCUGUGGAUCAUCCAAACGUUAGGCGGCGUCUUCUGCAUCGUCCUCGGCAAGGUCAACCACAACCUGUCUGCAACCAUUGUCGUCAUGAUCAUCUUUAGCAUCUUUUGCCAGCAAGCCUGCGGUCUGCACUUUGGCGUGACGCCCUUCAUCUCGCGUCGUGCGUACGGUGUGGUAUCGGGCCUGGUGGGCGCGGGCGGCAACGCGGGAGCGGCGAUUACGCAGGCCAUCUGGUUUGCCGGCAAGGCGAAAUGGCAGCUCGACCUCUCCAAGGCCGAUGGCAUGGUCUACAUGGGCAUCCAGACCAUCGCCCUCACGCUGCCCCUGUUCUUCGUCUACUUCCCCAUGUGGGGCUCCAUGCUGCGGGGCCCGCGGGAGGGCGCGCAGGAGGAGGACUACUACAUGCGCGAGUGGAGCGCGGAGGAGGUGGCGGAGGGGCUGCACCACGGCUCCAUGAAGUUCGCCAUGGAGAGCAAGUCUCAGCGUGGUUACCGCAAGGCGACGGAAGAGCAACCUGCCCAGCAGCACUGAAGAUGUGGGGCUCCGCCGAAGGCGUCCGCCGAAGCGUGCUACGGCGCUGCAUCCCCCACCCUCGACGACACCGGCACAGGACAGCCGUUCCGUAGGUUAACUGUUUCGGGAGCGCUUGGUACUUAGGUGCGUGGUGCUAGUCGGCGUCUGUUCCUAGCUGUUGAGCUUUGGCAUACCAUCAUCAUCACCAAAAUCACCGUCUGUCAUGGUCAUUGCGGCCGUCGGGAUCAACCGCAAGAGUGCCGUUAGUAGUUGUCGAUUGUUCUUUAGAAUCAGUCAGGUUGCCCCGAGAAAAGAUCUUUGCAGCGCGCAUAUCAGGGUGCAUGGGUGAGGAAGAAGAGGAUUGAGUCCCGCACACGUGAGCCGUAUCGCGUCCGGCGGUGCGUGUCUGUCACUAGGCGCCUAGGCAAGUAGUCAGGAUACAUUUCGGAAUGUCGUACCGUGUGGUUGUCGUAUUUGUCAAGUGUGGCGACUGUCUACCAUCUAUUACUGGCAUUCUGUACUACAACUGAAUCCGUGCAGUUCAGCAAUGCAUGGAGAGUGUACAUAUAUAUUGUGUGCCUUGACUGAGAGAGAGAACACAUUCUGUUUCACAUUAGCUUGGUACGCUAAGGUGCGCCGUCGCAGGAUUGAUUGACUGGCUGACUUAUCGGGUUGCUGCUUUGUCGUAUGUUGCCACAUGUGCCCUUGCAACGACUGUAUCAGUACAAAAUGUCAUUCCGGCGCCCUUGUCAGCGUCGGUUAGAUUAUCUUAUUCAGUUUGGUUGACACGUAGCCGCGUCUGUACGACACCGUAUAGUACGGCUGUUGGGAUCCUCGAGGAUUGGCACAGCUC